This is a messenger RNA of Micromonas pusilla CCMP1545, 960 nucleotides long. RefSeq lists its product as uncharacterized. The transcript has 2 exons. Bases 1 to 960 code for a protein of 319 amino acids. The record is from RefSeq and is a predicted model, not a curated record. Gene Ontology annotation, molecular function: protein binding. NCBI's taxonomy places the organism in Eukaryota, Viridiplantae, Chlorophyta, Mamiellophyceae, Mamiellales, Mamiellaceae.
AUGCCGCGCCUUGCCACAAUUUUAGGAGACAUCCCGGACAUCCCAUUGAUACCAUCUGAUGCGAUGCGUGACCAUCACAUGAGAAUGGAAUCCGAGGCCCUCCGACAGCACGCGGCGCGCCUUGAAAAAAUGGACUUGAGCGACUACGACGCGGAGGAGGCCCAGGCCGAAGGCGAGGGAGCGAUAUGGCUGGAGCCGGAACCCUAUCGUCCCCCCAUGGAAGACGACCCGCUCGUGCGCGCGGCGUUCGAGGGAGAUCUCGAGACGCUGACGAGACUCGCGGAGCGAGGCGACCCCACCUCGAACCCGCCGCGCCCGCCGUACGUGGUUCCGACCGAACCCACGAAAGACCCAAGAACAAUCCAAAUCGGAGGAGUCACCAGAACCGUGCACCGCCAACCCUCGAGGGAACGCCGCGUCUUCUCGAACGCGUGCACCGCCGCAGCCGCGGCGGGCCAUCGCCGAGCGCUCGAAUGGCUCCUCGAUCACGGGUGUUCGCCGCGAACGGGGACGUGCGACACGGAGACGUGCGCGAAAGCAGCCAUCUUCGGGCACCUCGACGUGCUUCAGUUCGCGCCCGCGGAGAACGGCCAGCUCGCCUGCCUCGAGUGGUUGCACGAGAACGGCUGUCCGUGGGACUAUCGCACGUUAAAAUACGCGUCGGAGCGAGGACAGUUUGACUGCGUGAAGUACUACUGCGAAAACGGCGGAUCGUUAGAGACCGUGGGCGGCAACGGAGGGGCUUGCGCGCAAGCCUCGCAGCACGGUCACCUGAAGAUCCUCAAGUACCUCCGCUCCAAGGGAUGCCAGUGGGAUAUCCUCUCGCCCGUGUACGCCCAUCAACAUGGCAAGGAAACGACGUUCAAGUGGAUAGUCGCGCAACCAGACUGUCCGGAAUUCGAAGAACGAGACCUUCAGUCUUGGUGGAACACUUCGCACCCAGACAACUGUGGAGCUUGA